This is a messenger RNA of Aspergillus steynii IBT 23096, 1369 nucleotides long. RefSeq names its product BTB/POZ domain-containing protein. The record is from RefSeq and is a predicted model, not a curated record. The transcript has 3 exons. Bases 119 to 1156 code for a protein of 345 amino acids. Lineage: Eukaryota; Fungi; Ascomycota; Eurotiomycetes; Eurotiales; Aspergillaceae.
CGAUUCUCUUCAGAGUCGCAACAAAUCCAGACGACUACAAAUCGUCUCUGGUUCAUCACCUAAGUACAAUUCGCCACUCACGUGUUUUUGAGAACAGCCCUCCUUAGUUUAGUAGAAGAUGAGGAUGUCAGACGAAGACCAAACCGGAUUGCAACAAGCAGCUGGCGAAGAUUAUAGUAUUGAGGAAGUCGAUCCUGCCGGCAACGUCACUCUUCUCAUUGAGGGUCCGAGUGUGGCACGGUUUCUCGUAUCAUCCAAAAUACUCAGCAUUGCGUCCCAGGUAUUUGCAGGAUUGUUUCAUUCCGGGUUUUCCGAGAGUAUGCAGAUGGAAAACACUACAUGUCCCACAAUUUCCCUGCACGAAGAUAAUCCGGAGGCGAUGCGAGUGAUCUUCCGAGCCCUUCAUUACAAAGACCCAGAGCAAGGGAUUUUAAUCGACGCAGGAAUGCUCGCCACUCUUGCUAUUCAUUGCAAUAAAUAUGAUUGUGCGAAGGCACUUCAACCGUGGGUCUUCAAAUGGUUUAGCGGACUACAGAAUAGUACGACUUCCGAGGAGGAUUUCGGCUACCUUCUCCUUGCGGCACAUCUAUUUCGUUCUGCAGAGCAGUUCUCUAGGCUAUUCAUCAAGGCUCAAACCGGGCUUUCUUUGGCCUUUUUUGCUCGUUGGGAGAAGAUGGAUACGAUGGACCUUUUACCUGACGGCGUCCAACGUGAACUGGCGGAUCGAAUUGAGAAACUACUUGACCGAAUUCACAUUGAACUCCAGUCUGUGGAGGGUCGGUUGAGGGACAACCAAGCAGGAUAUCUAAUGCAGGGUUUAUUAUGCGUGCUCUGUGGGAGAACCCACCCAGAUACAGCUCGAAAAUGUCAUCAUUGCAAAAACAACAACUUGAUUGACAAAUACUGCACAAGUGAUUCCCGAAUAGCGGAAUACUUUGCUGCUUUGAGGAAAUCAAGGCUUUGGCCAUCCUUGGAAGCCUUUCAAAAUUCCUCUGCGGACGAGAUCGCAUCGUUUAUAUCGCAAAUAAGACGGGCCCUUAGACACAGUUGUCACACAAUAUCCUGCCCACUCGAAUCUGAAUUGGACAGGCUUACAAAAAGUGCAAAUGAAAUCAUUGGUGAGGUUAGAGGGAUUGACCUAAAUCCUCUCAUCUGACACUAAAUACUACAACUGUCAUAACAAAUUCAUGAGUGCGCAUAUGUUACAAGGCAGGUUUGUCUUGCUGCAAUCCAUUUCUCAGCCUUUUAUGUUCAGAACUAAGGCGGCUUGGAUUCUUGGCUUAACAAAAAAAGAAAAAAAAAGGGGGUAUCCAAGAGAUAGAGCAUAGUUACUAAGUGUGGUACUAAGGUCUUACUGCACAUUCUUCGU